AUGAAAUGAGCAGAGGAGAUGGUAGAGGAUCAAACACGAGCAGCGCGGGCACCGGGGCUACGACGUCGGUGGGGGUAUUUGGGACGAGGGGAGGCAGUCGGAAGGACCAGUCCUCCAGCAUGCGUAUCAAAGCAUUCCCAAUGAACAUGGACGACCAGCUGGUAGACAACAUCUGGAAGCUACUCCGCGACUCCAUCAUCGAAAUCCAGAAGAAAAACAACUCCGGAUUGAGUUUUGAGGAGCUAUACAGGAAUGCGUACACUAUGGUGCUACACAAGCAUGGAGUGAAGUUGUACAAUGGACUGCAGGAGACUGUUAUCCAGCAUCUAAGAGACAACGUGCUGCCAGAGGUGAAGACUGCAAUCAAUCACAAUUUCCUGUCAGUGUUAAACGUAGCCUGGCAGGACCAUACAACUGCCAUGGUCAUGAUCAGAGACAUACUCAUGUACAUGGACAGGGCAUACGUGCAACAGAACAAGCUGGAGAAUGUGUACAAUCUGGGACUGAUUCUGUUCAGAGAGCAGAUUUUAAAGGAGGAAGCGGUCAAGAAACAUCUAAGGGAGACGCUGAUGCUAAGCAUAGAGCGAGAAAGGAGGGGCGAAAUGAUAGAUAGAGCGGCCAUUAAGAACGCCUGCACUAUUCUGAUGAAUGUCGGCAUCUACGACACUAAAUUCUACGAAGACUACUUCGAGAUUCAUUUCCUCAAACAGUCCAAACAGUUUUAUCAGCUGGAAUCGCAGGAGCUGCUGGCGAAGAACAGUGCCUCGGAGUACAUCCACAGAGUGCAGCAGAGGAUGCAGGAGGAGAUGGAGAGGGCCCAGCAGUGCUUCGCCGGCAGGACAGAGUCCGAGAUCCAACGAGUCAUGCGGGACGAACUCAUCAAACAACACAUGAACCCCAUCGUAGAGAUGCCUGGAUCUGGUGUCGUGUUUAUGCUGAAGAAUCAGAAAAUAGCAGAUCUGAGGUGCCUGUACCAGCUGCUGAAACAGGUGGACAAUGGACUGAAGACUAUAUGCACAUGUAUCAGCAACCACCUUAGGGAGGAGGGAAAGACACUAGUGGCAGAGGAAAACAGAAAUGACAUCGCCGUAGAUCCAGUUCAGUACGUUACUAAUCUUUUGGAGCUGAAGGACAAGUACAAUGAGCUGAUGGAGCAGGCAUUUGACAAUGACAAACAGUUGAAGCAGACGGUGAACGGCGACUUCGAGCACUUCGUCAACCUCAACUCCCGCUCCCCAGAGUACCUGUCCCUCUACGUAGACGACAAGUUCAAAAAAGUCUGGAAGGGCGGUGGACUCAGAGCAGCCACAGAAGAGACAGUGGAACAGCUGUUGGACAAAGUGAUGGUCAUCUUCCGUUUCCUGAAUGAGAAGGACAUCUUUGAGAGAUACUACAAGCAGCACCUGUCCAAGAGACUCCUCAGUGGCAAGUCCGCUGUGGAGGACCACGAGAGAACUAUGAUAUCAAAACUGAAGACGGAGUGUGGUUCCCAGUUUACCGGCAAACUGGAGGGCAUGUUCAAAGAUAUCUCAGUAUCAACAACACUCAACGAGUCUUUCAAGAGGUCCACAUACGUGGCCAACAUGAUGUUUGACUUUCAUGUCAAGGUGCUAACAAGUGGCAACUGGCCCUCGUCAGUUCAGAGCAGUGACUGCAUGAUGCCUCCCAAUCUGGAACAGGCGUUCGAGUGCUUCAGGAACUUCUACUUGAGUAGACACAGUGGUCGCAAACUCAUCAUUCAACCCAAUAAGGGCAGUGCCGAUAUCAAGGCCACAUUUUACCCAACAGAUAAAGACAUGACACGAGAAAACAUCCUGAUAGUGACAACAUACCAGAUGGUGAUUCUGUUGCUGUUCAACCGCAAAGACAGAAUCACAUUUGCAGAUGUGCUCCACGACACAGGCAUACCUGAACGAGAGGCUGCCAGGGCCCUCCAGGCGAUAGCAGUGGGCAAACCCCAGAACAGAAUUCUAGUGAAGACCCCAAAAACUAAAGAAAUUGAGCCCACUGACUCAUUCUGUGUGAAUGACGACUUCUACUCGAAGUUGUUCAAGAUCAGAGUGACGAAUAUCCAGGCGAAGGAGAGCGAGCCAGAGACUAAGGAGACGAGGGAGAAGGUGGAGGAUGACAGGAAACACGAGAUAGAGGCGGCAAUUGUGAGAAUCAUGAAGUCGCGCAGACAGCUAGUCCACAACCAACUCGUGUCGGAGGUUACGGAGCAGCUGAAGUCGAGGUUCAAGCCAAUUCCUCAAGUCAUCAAAAAGCGCAUUGAGAAUCUAAUUGAAAGAGAUUACCUCGCCAGAGAUCGGGACGAUUCCACACUUUUACACUACGUGGCUUGAUUCCCAACCUCAAAUCUCAACCAAGUUUAGUUUUGAUACGAAGAUGCAAUGCAAUUUGAACUUUGACCUGACCUGAGACUUGUUUACCAAUCGAUUUCACUUUGCAAUAUAAAUAUUCCGUGUCGCCCGCCUAAACCUACAAAGUUAACAACAUCACACGACUCGACACGUGUCUUUUGCUGCACAUAAAAAGCAGUAUAUUUCCCCCCUAAAUGCUCAGAAGUUGUUUGGAAAAUUACUGAAGGUUUACAAAUGCAACUAAGUCGGACUAAUCGAGACGUAUGUUCAUUUACACAGUCCUGAUCUGAAUUGAGCUGAAAAGUCCUGCAGUCUACCAAUUUCCCUCACUCCGCGUCAGCCUCUUACCAAUUUAAUAUUGGAAACCCAUGCUUGUUUUUGAAAAAUAUAUAUUUCGACUAUGGACUGGAUCGGAAGGCAAAUAAAGACAUAACUGGUGAAGCGUUCAAAGACUUGUUGUGAAUAAAUGACCACAGUUUAAUUAAAUAGCGUGCAGCUAUGAAUUUAUUUUGUUUAUUAGUAAUGGUUCGAUGUGUACAUUACCUUGCAUAAAUGAUAUAUAUGUAUGAGGAAGAGCAUUGAAUUACCUAUCUACCUUAGUGGCGCUAAUUGCUUUGAUUUGAAUCGAUUCUUUAUUCAGUAUGUUGUUCCUAUCCCACAGUUCAGUUUUGUUAUAAAUGUAACUAUUAGUUAAUAGAUCAAUUUGUCAA
This is a messenger RNA of Symsagittifera roscoffensis, 3070 nucleotides long. RefSeq names its product cullin-3-A-like. Gene Ontology annotation, cellular component: Cul3-RING ubiquitin ligase complex. NCBI's taxonomy places the organism in Eukaryota, Metazoa, Xenacoelomorpha, Acoela, Convolutidae. Gene Ontology annotation, biological process: ubiquitin-dependent protein catabolic process; protein ubiquitination. Gene Ontology annotation, molecular function: ubiquitin protein ligase binding. The record is from RefSeq and is a predicted model, not a curated record. The coding region runs from base 6 to 2342 and encodes 778 amino acids. The transcript has 14 exons.